AUGUUCACAUAUUCUUCUGUGUUUGAUUCGUGCCUCCAUGGUGUGGAUAUACUCGAUCAAAACCGUAUAUCUACUGGUCACGGCUCAUCCCUGUCACUGAGUUCAUCCGCCGCUCACCACCAUCGUGUAAUGUUGAGAUCUGGUACUUAUAUCCAUCGUGGCUCACGGCCCUUCAUCUCGGACAUAGCCGAAGGAUUAGCCCUUGUAAACUUGCUCCGCUCGUGUGCUUUUUCCGGCUUCCGCUGCUCAGUUAUCAAUCCAUAUGAAGCCCGGAAUACAGUCGUCGCCGCCGCCCUCGUACUGCCUACUUCUUCCGGCGGUAAUCCGAGCAAUCGAAUUCCUACAGUAAAAGGUCAAAUUUUCAACCUCCUCUGCAUUUACAUUAAUCUGGGUCUGGUCCGAAAUUUUCUGUUAGAGAAGCUCUUCACCGUGUUCUCGUCUCCGGUGAAUACAUGUCGGCUAGCCGGAACAAGAUUUGUGUGGGAGGUGGGCUGA
Molecule: messenger RNA, 495 nt
Organism: Arabis nemorensis
Lineage: Eukaryota; Viridiplantae; Streptophyta; Magnoliopsida; Brassicales; Brassicaceae
Source: the annotation of a GenBank genome assembly